GUAGUCAUGGUCACACAUAGCAGCACACUGACAGAGAGAGGAGGCUGGGUCAACUGUCGUUACCCCCCCUCUCCUCUCAGUUCAUCUGCACACACCGCUCCCGCUCAUUCUUUGCUUUGUCGUAUGAACCACCACUCCUAUCCACACCAAUUCAUCCUGAGGAUACAGGACAAGGCCAGAGGAAACAGGAGCAUACGCUGAAAGGGAUGAGACCGUACUGAGGGAGACUAUCUACAACUAGAGGCUGCAAGAAAUAGGUUCAACAAAUGGAGGAUAUGGACGACAGCAUUUCAUCCGCUGGGUUCGAGCCUCUCUUCAUCAAAGAAGAGGCUGGGGAGCCGGACAGAACCCUCGGAGGUCAAAGAGAGCGCAGCACGCCACAAUCGGAACUCCCCUUCCCAGGAACACAGCUGAAUCAAUCAGCUUUAAUCAAGCCAUACCUACACGAGAUGGACGACUUGCUGAAGAGCUGCGAGGACCUCACAGGAAUCCCUUUUGGCUCGCGCUUCUCAGAAAGCUACACAGAAACAAGCCUGAGCAAAUCAACUCACGGCCAGAGCAAAGAGGAGGUUGCAAUGGAGAGCUACAGAGAGACAAGUGUAUCUCCUCAUGCCUAUCUUUCCACAAGCUACAUAGACACACACAUGGAUGGGGCUGAAGAAGAUGAGCAGCCAGAGCAAGGCCAGUUGCAAGGCAUGGGCACCAUCAUCGGCAAGCGAGAAGGGUCUCCGCAGCCAGAAAUGCCUCUUACCUCAGCCGGCAGCAAACUGAGCAACGCUAUGGUGCAGUAUGAGGGCCAGCUGCUGGGGAUGCUGUCCAUGCUGGAAAGCUGUAUGGAGGAGGCCGGGAUGGACUUUGAGCCACAGGACUGGGCGACAGAUGCAAGUCAAGAAUAUGUGCACAUCAGUAAGAAUCCUCAUCAUCAUAGUGGGACGACACUGGGGCCUAUUCAGCAGAAGAUGCCAGUGAAGCUGGAGACCCAGCCAAUGCAGAAAGAGUCCUGGGCUGUUAAACACGCAGAGGGAGAUUCAAUGUCCGAGGACAGCAAUGGAAUGACGGGUUCAACAACCAAUGGAAGCCAGCAGAAUCACUUGCCUUGUUGUGACAACAUGGAGGAAAGCCUGGAAAGGUCAGGAAUAAUGGAUCAGGGGUUUCUUGAUCCUCACCUAAGUUAUUUAAGGCCAUCAGACUCAUCAGAUUGUAACGAAAAUUAUCCAUUGUACUGUGAAGGGACAAAGACACAAUACAUGUCUCACGAAAGCACCGAGAGAGAGGUAGACAUAUCUGAGACUGAAAUCAUUGACACUGAAUUGCCAGCUGAAGAGAGACGAGAGCUCACAAUGGACCCCAUAUUUCUGAGAACUGGUAGCUAUGAAUUAGGGGAGCUGGGGUCUCAGAUGGAGGAGUGCAUACAGGAAGUACAGCGCUUAGAGGAGAAGAGAAAUCAGCUGUUGGCGGAGGUGCUGGAAUUGAGAGGGAAUAAAAACAGAGAGGAAGAGGCAGAGGGGAGCAACGGUGAGGAAGAAGUGACAGAAGAGCAAAUGGACAGCAAAGUGGUGGAGCUGAUGGAUAUACUGAAGAGUGAGGAAGAAGGAAGGAGGGAGGAGAGAAAGAAGGAGAUACAGAGCCUCAGGGAGGAGAGAGCAGAAGAGGAGAGGAGGAUGUGGAAGGUCAACCUGGAGAGACAGGAGCUGCAAGAGGAGCUCAGGAAGCUGAAAAUGCGUCUCUUUGCCAUGGUCAGGGCGUGUACCCACAGCCAGGCUUCUCUGAACAACCAGCGCCGUGAGGUGGAGCUGCUAAAGAGAGAGGAGGAGAAGCUGCAGUCGCUGGUGCUCCAGCUGACAGAGGAAAGCUGCCACCUCAGGUCGGACAAACAACAGCAGCUCUUGCAACUACAAACACAGCGACAGGCCCAGACCUCCAGUCAGAACUCCAACACCCAGCAGGAGCUGACCGAGUGCAGGAGGCAGUCCUGUGGGGACAUCCAGCAGUAUUUGCAGGGUGGACUAAGAGCCCUGGAGCACAGGUACGAACCCAUUUUGCUGGCGUUGCUGAAGAGGAGAGAGGCCACAGCUGGAGCGCUGGUGAAGGCUAAAGAGCAGGCCCAGGAACUGAGGGCGCAGCUGAGACCCCUAAGGGAUGAGAUCCAAAAGUUGAAGCUCCAGAGGGCUUGUUUGGAGGAGAAACUCAAACUAAUCCACCUACACCGCAGAGAGGAUGCAGGUCGCAACAAGGAGACAGUGUACUUUCUGGAGGAGAGCAGCAGGGAACUGAAGACUGAGUUAAAGAUUCAGAAGAAGAAAACCAAAGACGUAGAGGAGUUGAGAGACAGACUCACAAAACAACUCCUGCUUUACAGGGCUGCCAUUGAGGACCAUAAUGAGUGUGACCAUGAGCAGGAAACAUAACGUUUUUUAAAUGAGGAGCAAACCUGUGUGCAGUUCUGUGAUUUAAUAACAAACUGAUCAUAUUUUUUUGUAUCUGCAACAUAGUGAUUGAAAAGUUUCAGCUAAUGCACUUUACACAUAUUGAGACAUGCACUUGUUAAAACACAAAAACAACAAUGACAUGUUUUUCAGAACAGUCUGAACAUGAUCUAGACUGCUGCUUGUAGAAAGGUUGUUAUUAUAAAUAAAGGCUUCUUGUAAAGUCAGUGUGGCUGAUGAAUUAAUGUGUCACCAACGAGCAGAGGGCUUUGUGUACUUAUAAGGGCAGCAUGUCUGGAGAACUUAAACAGUGGGACACAGUAAUAGUGAGCUCAGGAGAAAAGAGGGCACCAAGAUGUCAAACACAUAAAAAAAAAAAAGGUCUGAGCAAAGUGUUACUAGACAUGACCAACUGUUACUGACUACAAGGAUCAUUUAGGGGUUGUUUAAAAAAUACUUCUAAGCUGAGAAAGACACUGAUACUAUAAUGAGACCUGUUGACAAUACAUCAAGUGAACCCAAAUACUGGUGAAAGACAUUUUAUUAGAGGAUGCACUAACAAUUUAAUUGUACAACUGCAAAAUCUUUUACAUACAAAACAAAAAUUUAUUUCACAAUGACAAAAAAGAAAAAGUAUUUAUUCUAUGGUUAAGAUGAGGGAAUGUGGGAAAACAAUUCAAAGACAGGUUCACUUCAAAUUUUGAAAUUACAAUUUGGUGGCGACCGAACUGAAACAUUAUGUCACAAAGGUGGACUGCAUUUUCCAUAAAAUGACAUUUUCUACAACACUUCCAACAAGUGUGGAUGGGGCUGUUUCCAACAGCAGGUUGUCAGUGUGUUGUAGAAAAGCACAUUUACUUUUGAAAAAGUAUUGGCUAAAACAUUUCAGCAUACAAGGAAAAGCCAAUUUGAUUACAAAAAUAUACCUUGUUUAUGCAAUGUGAAAAACAUGGCUGAGAUUCCUCAGAUAAUAAAUUACUGAGUAAAAAGAGAGUUCUUCACUUUGAAUAAUCCAAACAAGACCAGGACUGUACGUGAUGCCUCUCAUUCCCAUAUUUACAGUGAUGUAGGGCACGUUACAGUGCCACACCAGUAAGAAGUAGAGCAGGAAGGGAGGAAGUAGCUGCAGGGGACGUCUGAAGUGGCAGUUUGUGAUGAGGUUGAAAGCAGAAGUCUUAGGCGGUGGCUUCAGGCUCUGUUGCACCUUCAGGAUCUUCAUCGUUGUAGAUGUUCUCAGCCUACAGCGAGAAUAAGAGCGCCAGACAGUCAGAUAGUAUGGAUUCAAGGACAAUGAGGAAAAGAUGGACUGAGGCUUUUGAAAUGCCAAAUUUGACCUAAGAAAGCAUUACCACAGCCUUAGCUACUAGAUCUUCUGACUUCUAUGGCAGUUUAGAGUGUUACAGGAAAUACAGAGGUUUUAGUUGAGGAUAAAUAAAAUAUUAUUAAGUGAGGAAAAUAAAAACACAGACCUGGGUUAUUAAACAUAUGAUACUCACCACUUCACUCUUGUCUUGUCACUUUGCCCUGACUCAAUACCUCCAAUUGUUAAAUCAAAGAUCAACUGUGGUUUCUCUUUGUACUCACUAAAUAAAAUGCCAGGAAGCUCUCAUUGCA
This is a messenger RNA of Hippoglossus stenolepis (Pacific halibut), 4040 nucleotides long. It is a transcript of the gene sync, whose product is annotated as syncoilin, intermediate filament protein. Gene Ontology annotation, cellular component: intermediate filament. NCBI's taxonomy places the organism in Eukaryota, Metazoa, Chordata, Actinopteri, Pleuronectiformes, Pleuronectidae. Bases 267 to 2408 code for a protein of 713 amino acids. The record is from RefSeq and is a predicted model, not a curated record. The transcript has 6 exons.